Emericellopsis atlantica is the source of this 1013-nucleotide messenger RNA. RefSeq lists its product as uncharacterized. The record is from RefSeq and is a predicted model, not a curated record. The transcript has a single exon. Bases 106 to 834 code for a protein of 242 amino acids. Gene Ontology annotation, biological process: regulation of DNA-templated transcription. NCBI's taxonomy places the organism in Eukaryota, Fungi, Ascomycota, Sordariomycetes, Hypocreales, Bionectriaceae. Gene Ontology annotation, molecular function: DNA-binding transcription factor activity, RNA polymerase II-specific; zinc ion binding.
CUGGUAUAAGUUGGCCUGCCCCCCUGACUGCACUGGACUUGGCUACCCCCAACGUUAAGCCAAUGCUACCAGCCUUGUAGCCUAGUAACAGCACUGGUCGACACCAUGGCUGUCCCUCCGAAAGUAUCGUCCAGCGCCUCGUCACCAGGCCAGCGCCACAACGCCCACGGCGCUCCCCCGAAACAACCCCGACUGCGGGCCUCGUGCGAUGGCUGCUUCGUCGCCAAGAUCAAGUGCUCCAAGGCGAGACCCAUGUGCUCGCGCUGUCUCCAGAUCGGACUCAUAUGCCACUACUCGCCGUCGAGUCGCGCAAGCCACGCCCUCAACAACACCAGCAGCAGCAAGAACAAGAAGAGUGGCCUUGGGCCCGCAGCGAGCAGCGCAGCAAGGAGGGCGUUGAGGAAGAGUAGCACCGCGGUUCUCGUCUCGACCAUGACCGACGAGAGCUGCGAGUGGCUCGCGCGGAAUCCAGCCAUAUUCUUUCCCUCGAACGACCUGACGGACCAGUAUAUAGGUAGUCACGACGCCAUGGCGUGGCAUGGCCUGCCUACACCUCCGGAUCUCCUGGCGCCAGGUGGCCAGAUCAGCAACAGCUGGUGCUGGCCAGGGCCACUCGUGCCACAGCAGCAACAGCAGAAUAUGCCACUCGCACUUCAGCAAGCAUAUUUCCCAGCAGAGUAUAUGCCCUGCGACGAGGCGCAUGGUCCAGGUGAGGGGUGGCCCAUGCUCAGCGAGCACUAUCGCGAUGUACUGAGCCCCGGCCUUGCCCCUGAUGACAACAUGCACAUACCAGAGACGCCAUCCCCGGAGUGGGUGCUCGAUAGCCAUAUGUAGAUUAGCACCGGCGCAUGGAAAGACAUGAUAAUGCCAGACUUUUGGGCAAAAAUGGGACGGGUGUGAGCAUGGAAGCUGGGCGUACCUUGCUUGGGGCUGGGGCACACGGGGCAGUGAUGAGGACACCCGAGAGCAGGUCUCUCCGCCUGAAUGUAGUUGGAACAUACUACAAUACAGUA